This is a messenger RNA of Ochotona princeps (American pika), 1437 nucleotides long. RefSeq names its product UBA domain containing 2 (gene UBAC2). Bases 212 to 1249 code for a protein of 345 amino acids. The record is from RefSeq and is a predicted model, not a curated record. Lineage: Eukaryota; Metazoa; Chordata; Mammalia; Lagomorpha; Ochotonidae. The transcript is spliced from 9 exons. Gene Ontology annotation, molecular function: protein binding; serine-type endopeptidase activity.
CGCACUUCCCCUCCCCAGCAGGAAGGGAGGGCGCAGACCGGUGGGCGCGUCCCCUGGCCGCGCACGCGCAGUCCCGCCGGCGUGCCCUAGAGUGGCCUCGCCGCGCCGGAUUCUCGGCGCGCCGGGAGUGCGCCUGCGCGGUCGCCGGGGCUCGCCACCUCCGGGUUCCCCUCCCCCUGGCGCCCCGCGGGGCUCCGAGCCCAGCGGGACCAUGUUCACCAGCACCGGCUCCAGUGGGCUUUACAAGGCACCUCUGUCCAAGAGCCUCCUGCUGGUCCCCAGUGCCCUGUCCCUUCUGCUGGCUCUGCUGCUGCCUCACUGCCAGAAGUUCUUUGUCUAUGACCUGCAGGCCGUCAAGAACGACUUCCAGAUUUGGAGGUUGAUUUGUGGAAGAAUAAUUUGCCUUGAUCUGAAAGACACUUUUUGCAGUAGUUUACUUAUUUAUAAUUUUAGAAUAUUUGAAAGAAGAUAUGGAAGCAGAAAAUUUGCAUCCUUUUUGCUGGGUUCCUGGGUUUUGUCAGCCUUGUUUGACCUUGUUCUUGUGGAAGCUAUGAAGUAUUCAUUUGGUAUCACUGCAGCCAGUAAUUUGCCUUCUGGAUUCCUGGCGCCUGUGUUUGCUCUGUUUGUACCAUUUUACUGCUCCAUACCAAGAGUCCAAGUGGCACAAAUUCUGGGCCCGUUGUCCAUCACAAACAAGACAUUGAUUUAUAUAUUGGGACUACAGCUUUUCACCUCUGGUUCCUACAUCUGGAUUGUAGCCAUAAGUGGACUUAUUUCUGGAAUGUGCUAUGAUAGCAAAAUGUUCCAAGUUCAUCAGGUGCUCUGUGUCCCCAGCUGGAUGGCCAAGUUUUUUUCUUGGACACUUGAGCCUGUCUUCUCAUCUUCAGAACCCACCGGUGAAGCCAGGGUUGGGAUGGGUGCCACCGUGGACAUCCAGAGACAGCAGAGGAUGGAGCUGCUGGACCAGCAGCUGAUGCUCUCCCAGUUUGCUCAAGUGAGGCGACAGCGGCAGCAGCAGGGAGGGAUGAUCAAUUGGAAUCGUCUGUUCCCCCCGUUGCGUCAGCGGCGAAAUGUAAAUUAUCCAGAUGGCCGGCGUCCUGAACAGCAAGCAUCCCCGCCUCUGGAGGUUUCGGAGGAACAGGUUGCACGGCUGAUGGAGAUGGGAUUUUCUAGAGGUGACGCUCUGGAAGCCCUGAGAGCCUCCAAUAAUGACCUCAACGUGGCCACCAACUUCUUGCUGCAGCACUGAGGAGCCAGGAGUGGCCCAGCCAAACGACAGUGGUAAGGUCCCCACCGCCGAUCAGGACUGAGCAGCCCCUGGCAAGCAACGCUGUCUUCAGGAGGAGGUGGUUCUGCUGCAUCCAUCGUUAAAACUCCAAGAUUGUUACUGUUUUAGUAUCAAAAUAAGUUUGUCAUUAAAUUAGCAUGUAUUUUCUA